AUGGAAUUUCUCAAACAAACAAAACUCAUCCAACCACCUCCAGGUACUGACCCGCUGCAGGUGCGGCCGGGGAACACCAAAUACCUUUACGCCGUGACUGUAUUUGUCUCACUUGGUGCAUUUCUAUUUGGAUAUGACCAAGGUGUGAUGGGCGUUAUUGUCGCCGAUCAACGAUGGAUUGAUCUGAUGCACCCAAAGAACUCAUGGGUUACUGGGACAGUAGUUUCGCUCUUUGAUGUUGGAUGCUUCAUCGGAGCCAUGUCUCUUGGAUAUCUGGCAGAUCCUAUCGGCCGUGAGAGGACGCUCUCCGUCGCGUGCUUUGUCUUUGUUAUUGGUGCAGUGCUGCAAGCUACAUCAUACACGAUCGCGCAGAUUAUUAUUGGCCGAGUGAUUUUAGGAUACGGAGUUGGAGCAUGUGCAGGAGGUGUUCCACUCUACGUUGCUGAACUGUCUCCUCCCGCAAUCCGCGGUCGAAUCGUGGCAAUUGAACAGAUGAUUCUAUGUUUUGGAGAACUGGUAGCCUUUUGGCUCAACUAUGGAUUCAAUUUUCUCCAGAUUGACGGCUGGUGGCGUAUCCCGCUAGCAAUCCAGAUCCUUCCAGCAGUCAUCCUGGGGGUAGGAUGCUGGUUCUGGGUGCCACCAAGUCCACGUUGGCUAGCUAGUCAAGACCGUCACGAAUGUGCACGAGAGGUUCUCACUCGACUGCAUGGGUCCGAGGUAGCAGAGCUCGAGAUGCAAGAGAUCCAAUCUUCGAUCGAGUUUGAGCAUACCGUCACAGAAGCUAGCUGGAAGGACAUGUUUACGUCACCUGUGCUACGAGUGACAAUGCUAGGAAUGGCUGUACAAUUCUUCCAGCAGAUCACCGGGACUAAUUCUAUUCUCUACUACACACCAUCUCUAUUUGAACGUGGUGGCAUCAAGGAUCCUCAAACAGCCAAUCUUGCCACUGGCGGGGUAGGCAUCGUACUCUUUGUCUUUUCAUGGGUGCCAAUCUUCUUCUUUGACCGACUGGGCCGGAAAACUUGGCUUCAGAUCGGUACUGUCGGAAUGAUGGGGGCUAUGAUUGGUAUCACGGUGCUUCAAUGGCAUGCCGAACAUAACCCGGGCGACGCAGCUAACUACACGAUUAUCAUAUUCCCUUAUUUAUUCUAUGUUUUCUUCAACAUUAGCUGGGGUGUCGGAUCUUGGACGUACGCAGCUGAAAUCUUCCCUGUCUCCAUGCGCGCCAAGGGCAAUGCAUUGACUACAGCUUCAUUGUGGGCAGCAUGUUAUAUUGUUGCCCAAGCAAGUCCACCUAUCGCAGACGCUAUCGGUUGGGGAUUGUACAUUAUCUACUCGGGGAUUUGUGUUAUCGCUUUCUUCUUUGUUCGAUAUGCUAUGGUUGAAACACGAGGUCGAACCCUGGAAGAAAUGUCUCGACUCUUUGGAAUUGAGAGCCAUUUGGCGGGACGAGUGGGUGCUAAGACCACCGCGGCGAAGGACCCUACCGAGGAGCAUAUUGAGGAUAUGGGGUCGUCUAGUCGGUAG
This is a messenger RNA of Penicillium antarcticum, 1527 nucleotides long. RefSeq names its product sugar porter family MFS transporter. The transcript has 5 exons. Bases 1 to 1527 code for a protein of 508 amino acids. Gene Ontology annotation, biological process: transmembrane transport; carbohydrate transport. Gene Ontology annotation, molecular function: carbohydrate:proton symporter activity. The record is from RefSeq and is a predicted model, not a curated record. NCBI's taxonomy places the organism in Eukaryota, Fungi, Ascomycota, Eurotiomycetes, Eurotiales, Aspergillaceae. Gene Ontology annotation, cellular component: membrane.